CUGCAAUACAACUCCAAACCUAACCUUAGCAACUCGUAUAAUCACAGCAACCGAAGCAAAGUAAUCAGAUCCGUCAGCGAUUCUAAACCCCCGGUCGAUUCGAUUCGAUACGAUACGAUGGACUUCCGAGGAGGCGGGCCGACGAGGUGGCAUCAGCCGCAGCCUGCCGUCUCCGCCGGCUCCGAGGGGCUGGCGGCGCUAUCUGCCAGCCUCGCGCGGGCUCUGGCCGACAAGCACGCAAACAGCAACCUGGUCUUCUCGCCGCUGUCCAUCUACACCGCGCUCGCGCUCGUGGCUGCCGGCGCCCGCGGCGCCACCCUGGACGAGAUCCUCCUCGUCCUCGGCGUGCCAUCCCGCGGCGAGCUCGACGCGUUCGUCGCGCGCGCGGCGGGGGCCGCGCUGCAGGACCAGUCGGGCUCCGGCGGCCCGCGCGUGGCGUUCGCGUGCGGCGUCUGGAGCGACAUGGCCUGCCCGCUCAAGCCCGGGUUCCGCAGGGCCGUCGUCGACGGCCCGUAUGGGGCCGAGGCCUCCACCGUCGACUUCCGCGGCGACCCCGAGGGGUCGCGCCAGCUGAUCAACGCGUGGGCGGCGCGCGCCACCAACAGCCUGAUCGACUCCGUCCUCGGCCGGAACUCGGUGAACGAGCUCACGCGCGUCGUGCUCGGCAACGCCGUCUACUUCAAGGACAAGUGGGACCAGCCCUUCCACAAGAGCGACACCUCCGACGCGCCGUUCCGCCGGGCCGGCGGCGCCGGCGCCGUCGACGUGCCCUUCAUGCAGAGCUGGAAGAGGCAGUUCGUGGCUGUGCACGACGGGUUCAAGGUGCUCAAGCUCGAGUACAAGAUGGGGGAACUGCGUGCGCGCCCGCGCCCGCCGUUUCAUCCCAGAGACGUUGAUCGUGAUCCCACGAAGCCCGCCCCGUUCUUCCCUAACCGUGCCCCGCUCGGCCGUCCUGGUCGCUUCUCUCAUGCUGCCGCACCUUCCCGUCUCGCCGUCGCCGGCUCGUCGUCCAACGACAGCUACAGCUAUAGCUCCAGCGCCACACAGUUCUCCAUGUGUAUCUUCCUCCCGGACACCAACGACGGCCUGCGCAGCCUGCUCGACGCGAUUGCCUCCCGGUCGGGCUUCCUGCACGAGCACCUGCCUACUCAGAAGGUGGACGUCGGCGAGUUCCGUGUGCCCAGGUUCAAGCUCUCCUUCCACGACAGCGUCGUCGGCGUCCUCAACAAGCUGGGCCUCCGCCUGCCGUUCAGCGAGGCGGCCGACCUGUCCGACAUGACGGACAACGACCACUCCGGCCUCCCGCUGGUCCUCAGCGAGGUCAUCCACAAAGCGGUCAUCGAGGUGAACGAGGAGGGCACCAGGGCCGCGGCCGUCACCAUGGAGGAGGGGUGCGCUGCCAAGCCGAGGCCACCGCCACCGGUGGAUUUCGUCGCCGAUCAUCCAUUCGCCUACUUCAUUGUGGACGAGGGGACGGGCGCCGUCGUCUUCGCCGGCCAUGUCCUAGACCCCUCGACACAAUAAUAUAGAGCAACAACAUAGGAUGUUGGAAUUUCUGGAUUUCGAAUACAUUGCAUGCGUUUGAAAUAGAUGACCAGC
This is a messenger RNA of Triticum aestivum (bread wheat), 1599 nucleotides long. RefSeq names its product putative serpin-Z8. Lineage: Eukaryota; Viridiplantae; Streptophyta; Magnoliopsida; Poales; Poaceae. Gene Ontology annotation, molecular function: serine-type endopeptidase inhibitor activity. The record is from RefSeq and is a predicted model, not a curated record. Bases 118 to 1524 code for a protein of 468 amino acids. The transcript has a single exon.